GAUCCAGGAAGACCGGCUGCGCGGGUAAUUUCGAGCUCGGCGGGCGGGAGAAAUAAAGGUUUGGCAGCGAGUGCUGGACGUUAUGUCUCUCCGGGUGGCUGAACUGCGGUGGCCUGAGCACCUUCUCCCGCUGAAAGAAGUUGAUAACUUGUUGCGUUGUGGGAUAUGCUUUGAUUACUUCAACACUGCAAUGAUAAUUCCUCAGUGUUCACAUAAUUAUUGUUCUCUCUGUAUUCGCAAGUCGCUGUCCUAUAAAGCUCAGUGUCCUACAUGCUGUGUGGCAGCCACAGGACCUGACUUGAAAAAUAACCGGAUAUUAGAUGACCUGGUACAGAACUUUAUUUCUGCAAGACAACGGCUGUUCCAGGCAGUUCUGGAUUCUCCAAUUUCUUCUGCAUCUCUGUUACCCAAAAAAGCUCCUCUCCAAGGCCACAUUUUGAGUUCCUCAGAUGGAUUAGCCUUAGAACAGGAAAAGCAAUUUGCGGAUAUCCUUCCAGUAAAGGAAAAUAUUCAAACACAUAGAAGACGUUUACAAUCACCUGACAGGGAAAAAAAGGUUAAAAUAAAGCAAGAAGAAGACCCUCGUAGUCCAGAAGAAGGUUGUGAGGCAUUAGACAAAGAAGCGACAAAUAUAAGACCAGACAAACAUAACACCAGAAAUUCUGAAAUGCCUUCCACAUCUGCAACAAGAUUUGUCACAAAGGUCGAGUGUCCUGUCUGUGGGGUUCCUAUUCAAGAACUACAUAUAAAUAAACACCUUGAUGGUUGCCUGGCAAGAGAUCAGAAGAAGGACAGUCUCCGAAGCUCUGGACAAAAAAGAAAGUUACUGCCUAAAGUAGUCUACAAUUUACUCUCUGACCGUGACCUGAGGAGAAGACUGAAAGAAUAUGGAUUGUCCACCCAGGGAACAAAACAACAGCUUAUUAAAAGACAUCAAGAAUUCGUGCACAUGUAUAAUUCUCAGUGUGAUUCUUUAAAUCCUAAAUCAGUUGGUGAAAUAGUAAGAGAACUGGAAAAUAUUGAAAAGGCUCAAGCACAACUUGAUUCCAGUAAGCGCAAAGAAGAUAGCAUGACAUUUACAAAGCACCAGACAGAGAAUGAAAUAGAUGAAAUUCAUAGAGAUUAUCGAAAGAAACACAAAGCUGAAUUUCAGCUUUUAAUUGACCAAAUGAAAAAACGAAAGAAAAAUGAAAGUAAACAACCAAUAAAGGAAGAAAGACUGGAGCAGAAAGAAGCAACUACUGAAAAAGUACCUAAAGAAAUUGGAGAAAUACUAAGUGUCGAAGAGCAAAGCAACUGGGCCUCUGUCAGCGAUCAGUCCCCAGAAACAGAAGCUCUAGCCUUGGAAGCAAGCCACUCUCUUGUUGCCACCUUUCAGUCCUCUGCAUCCUCAGACAGCUCAAGUUCAGACAUCAUAAGAGAUUUAGAAAUUGCUGGGAUGUGUUCAAGCUCAUCAGAUAAAAACACGAAUAUGAAAAUGACCAAGCAAAAAUCACAACAUUCUAGAAGCAGGUCACUAAUAUCCAAGCGUAAACGAAGAAGAAAAUAGCAGCCAUUUCAGACACUGUAUUUUGUUACAAAAAUUUCUAAAAUGCUGAAGUUUUAGAAGCAUAUAUCUGGACUCAAGUUCCAUUCCCAGCAAUGAACUUCACUUCAAAAUGAAUGUAUCUUUACUAUUAACAGCUGUAUAUCUGAGUGGCAUGAAAAGAGUGUAAGCAGCAAUUCAGCUUUUAGAAUAUAUGCUGUUUUUCUAGAUCAGAGUUAAAGGACUCUCUCUUCUGCUAUGCCAAGCAUUCAAGUCUUGCUUGAAUCAAAAUCAAUUAAUAUGUAUAGUUGCUUUUGACUGCUUGUAAAAUUUCAACUAAGUUUUGGACCAAUUCUUCAUUUAGCCAGAUGUCACUUUGCAGCUAAUAUUCAUUAUCAAAUUUACUUAGAUAUUGCAUGUAUAUGUUAAACAAUCCCCUGUGGAUAUGCUUUCAGUAUCAAUACAUGGAGAUACUUCCCGACCAAUUUUUUCCAACUUUUUAAAUUAAUUUUCAUGUUUAGAAGAUGAUCACUAUGACCAAUUAAUAAAAUCAAAAGCCUAUGUGAAAUAUUUUGGUUUUGUUUUAUCAGAUUACAGAGUAUUUUACAUUCUCUAACAUAAGAGCCCUUUCCUGGUUCUCUUUCUUAAUGUAAUAUAUUCCUGCAAUGUACUGUAUAAAAUGCUAUAAACGCCAGCCCUGCUGCUUUGAAUUUUAAUUCUUUUUUUUUUUAAGUUGCUGCUUUAUUUUGUUUCAGUUGUUUUAUUGCUUCUCAUGGAUUUCUCCUCAGAUAUUUAAGACAGGUUUUUCCAAUUCUGGAUAUUUCUGCAAUGUGUGUGAUUUUGCUGAACUCCAUCUGGUGCAGAUCAAGGAGUGUGUCCCAAAGGAAGGUCUGUGCACAGUUGAUUUUUUGCAGACUUAUAAAAACUACCCAAAAAUUGUUUUGACUCUAGGUUCUAAGUUUCAUGAGAGUAAUAGAAAUAAAUGGGGUGGGGCUAUGUAAGUUUUGAAAUAAAAAACUUCUCACUAGCAAA
Candoia aspera is the source of this 2557-nucleotide messenger RNA. RefSeq names its product RAD18 E3 ubiquitin protein ligase (gene RAD18). Lineage: Eukaryota; Metazoa; Chordata; Lepidosauria; Squamata; Candoiidae. Gene Ontology annotation, biological process: protein monoubiquitination; DNA damage tolerance. Gene Ontology annotation, cellular component: Rad6-Rad18 complex; nucleus. The coding region runs from base 83 to 1549 and encodes 488 amino acids. Gene Ontology annotation, molecular function: ubiquitin protein ligase activity; single-stranded DNA binding. The transcript is spliced from 13 exons. The record is from RefSeq and is a predicted model, not a curated record.